Messenger RNA from Meloidogyne enterolobii, 279 nucleotides. Lineage: Eukaryota; Metazoa; Nematoda; Chromadorea; Rhabditida; Meloidogynidae. The record is from the annotation of a GenBank genome assembly.
AUGCUUUUUAAUGAAUGUUUGGACCCAACGUGGAAUUGGUUCUUUUUGAUUAUGGACAAAACUGAAGCUCAGCUACGCUACUCAAAUGUUUUAAUGAAUUCUUCAGUGGGUCGUCUUCUAAACCUAAAUCAUGUUGAUCUUUCUGAUCAAACUGAUGAACGACGUGAUGACCAACCACGAACAUUAGCAGCUGCCGCACAACGAAAUCGAGCAGCUGCUGAACAGAAGAAGCCUUUAACUAAGCGUGUUACAAUGGGAGCAAAACGUGGCGGUGAUUGA